GUUGUUGAUGAUGUUGGAGUUUGUGAUUGUGCUGGCUGAUGUUGUUGGGGAGUCCGCGAAUCAGUCGUGAAGCAGCUGGCGAGGCGAUCUUGGUACGCGUUUGUGAGUGAGUGAGAAAAGUCCAUCCUCGUCCACGGACGGAACCCAUUCGAAAGUUAUCGCUUCCCGAGGCAACACACAACAGCAGCCCGUCAGUGCCGUUCGUUCGCGAUAGUUUGCACCGUGGAAGAUUUACCGUUUCCGGAAUUCUCCGUCGCGGAAACUGUGCGUGCAGCGUAUAUAAAGUCGGUCGAAAGUGGACGGUUUUACGGGAAAGAAUUUACGGCUGGUUGAGUGGUCGGUUAGUGUAAAAUUUCUCAAGAUAGAAACUAGUGAAAUUGAAAAAAAAAUCUAACAAAAUUAACGAAGAAGAGAUAGUGAGUAACGGUGGCACUAGCAGAACUAGGGAGUCGACAUGAAGGAACAGACGGAAGUCGAUAAGGCCAGUAAGGCCAAUCGGGCUAGCCAGCUGCUGACCAACGAAGAGAAUGAGCAACUCUUUGAUCUACUGGGUAAACGGUGUCAGACCCAAUGCACCGCCGUGGUGCAGCUCUACAUGACGCAAUCCCCAGCGCACGCUUCCUGGGUGAAGAAAUGGACCGGUGCGCUGUGCUUCAUCAAGGACAACAUCCGAAAGUCGUACUUCUUCCGGCUGUACUGCCUCAAAACGAACCAGAUGGUGUGGGAGCAGGAGAUUUACAACGGGAUCGAGGUCACCAAGCCGAGACCGUUUCUGAUCGUGUUCGAGGGACAGGAAGGAAUUGUGGCGUUUAACUUUGCCAUGGAGAGUGAAGCGACCGCUUUUAUGAACACAACCAAUUCUACGAUAUCCAACAGAAACCGACGAAGAGAUGAACGUCUCAAACGAAACAGCACCCGAAAGGAUCCACCUCCAGCGCGGCCCCCACCGGUAUCAAACCAAAAAGAGGACAGCUCUGUCACUCUGCGCCACAAGCCAACAUUUUCUGCUCCAACGAUUCCAAACACUGCCUUCCAAACCCAGCAACAGCCGCAGCAGCCCCAGUAUCAGCGAUCGGCAGCGAAAAACAAGGGCAAACCCCGCCUACGCAAGGAGGACAUUGGCAUGCCGUCGAACUUCAAGCACGUAACGCACGUCGGCUGGAGUCCGACCAGUGGAUUCGAUCUCAGCGGCGAGGAGGAAACGCUCAAGUUGUUCCUCGAGAAGGCAGGUGUGCGGGACCAGCAUUUGAAGGAUCGCGAAACGCGCGAAUUUAUCUACGACUUCAUUCAGAACUAUAAGGUGGUGGAUGCGAUGAAGUCGGAACAGAGUGGCACUCGGAAGCAGAAGCCUCAUGCACCGCCACCCGUGCCAGUUCGGAGUCAACAGGAGCCUCAGCAGCAUAUUAAUGGAAACACUCUGCAACGGAACCCACCGCCUCCGCCUCCCAAUAAGACAUCGGCGGCGCCACCCUUUAGGACAUUGCCACCGUUACCGGCGACAACCCCACCAAAGGCUAACCAAGCACCUUCGCGACCGCCUCCCAUACAAUCGGAAGCCCCGGCCGCAACGAUACCAGGACCACCCCCACCGCCUCCACCACCACCCGCCUCCUCGAGUGUUGCACCACCUCCACCCCCUCCAAUGAUGGCUCCAGGAUCACUAAAACCGCAAGCCCCGGCAGCUCCCUUGCCAGUCGUAGACGAUGGACGAUCCGCCUUGCUGGAUAGUAUUCGGAAAGGAACAACUCUUAAGAAAGUGGACCAAGGUGCGCUGAGCACCGGCAGCGGUGGCGACGCACGCUCGGACCUAAUGUCGCAGAUCCGGGACGGAACGGUGCUGCGACCGGUCGGGGAACGUGAACCAAAUGCUGACCGCAGCAGCGGUAGCGCAGGAAGCGGCGAAGUUGGCACCGAUGCACUGGCGGAUGCCCUGCGGCGGGCACUUGCCGAGCGGGGUCGUGUCAUCCGUUCGAGCGACGAAGAGGACAGCGACUCCAACUCGGCCAACGACGAUUGGGAUGACUAAGCAUUAUCCGGAGGGUGGUAAGUCUGUGGAAGGUGAUACGAGUCAACUAAACUUUUUAGAACUGAGAACGCGGUGCCAAAUGAUGAAACAUAGGUGAGCAGGUUCGGGGCUCGGGGUUCCGAACAGGUUAUCGAGCGGAGGAAUGGAGGAUUUAGUGAUAACCGUAGAAUGUAAAUUAAGAGCAUUACUGGUAGAUUCGUAAAAUUGCACAAUUUGAACGUAUCAGUUUAGUGUUAAGGAGCACAGGCCUUCUUUUAAUUUUAUUUCAACAACUGCCUUUCUGAAUGUGUACUUUUUACAUAAAAGUUAGAUAAUUCUGUUUUAGAUUUGUUUAGAUUUCUAACUAUCGCAAUAAUAGUGAGGGGAAGCUUAUUCGUGCAUGAAGGGAA
Molecule: messenger RNA, 2415 nt
Organism: Armigeres subalbatus
Lineage: Eukaryota; Metazoa; Arthropoda; Insecta; Diptera; Culicidae
Gene: WASp
Product: actin nucleation-promoting factor WASL
Exons: 10
Coding region: 455-2026 (523 amino acids)
Biological process (GO): actin filament organization
Molecular function (GO): actin binding
Source: RefSeq, a predicted model, not a curated record